AUCAACUGAUCUUCGUCUCAGCUUGACAUCCUCAUCUGGCCGCGACCCACCACCGUAUCGUUAUGAGAUGGGAUAACGAAUGACAUACAAAAUCCCCACAUGCGUUUCCCCCCUUUUUCGCCGUCCAGACGGUGAGCCACGGUCAGCUUCCCCUGACUCGGCAGCUUGGAGCUUAACCAAAAUGACUUCAGGCAAUUAAUUCAGGAGUUCUCCCUGCCAGAUCCAAACCGUGCUUGAGUCUCACCCCUCGAGGGCAAGGCGUCUACUCCGCAUGCACGGAAGCAUCGUCGGAGGUGAAAAUUGGACGUACAGGUCAUCUGUCUAUCUCACCGCGCAGGAAUGGACGGUUGUAACGGCCCCCCCCCAUCGAGGAACGUAAUGGGCACGUUACCCUUAGCCUCGUGGAAAAGAGUAGUUGCAGAAAAGGAACUAGAAAACACGGCAUUUCUGUCCCUGUCGCGCAUCGAGGAUCGAGCCGUCUUCAAUUAAACCAUGGCUCUCAAUCCUACGAAUGCCGGCCACACUUUGCCGUCAACAACCUGUCUCCCGGCCAUCUGGACGCAUUUUCCCAAAACCCUCGAUCGUAUCAUUUCAUCCGACCUCGGAGGACAUGCCUUCGUGCAAAUUGUCAAUGGCAAACUGGCGCCCAUGAUUGAUUUUGAUCUUAAAGAUGGUCGCAGCCGCUUCUCUUCCAAUUAUUAUCUCUGGACCACCUGAAGAAGCCAUGGAAAUGGCCAAAUGUUUUCAAGACGGCUUCUGAGCAGAUGCACUUGAGGUUGAUUUUCAUAUCAGUUUCGUAAAGGUGUU
Messenger RNA from Coccidioides immitis RS, 807 nucleotides. RefSeq lists its product as uncharacterized. NCBI's taxonomy places the organism in Eukaryota, Fungi, Ascomycota, Eurotiomycetes, Onygenales, Onygenaceae. The transcript has a single exon. The record is from RefSeq and is a predicted model, not a curated record. The coding region runs from base 493 to 717 and encodes 74 amino acids.